GACAGUUGUAAGAUUCCUUCUUCCAAUUUCCAAAUAUAAAAUAAGCCAAUUUUAUCCAAAGUUAUCUCGUUAAUCUUGUGUUUGUGUGAAUAACCAUUAAUUAAUGAAUAAAAUGGCUCCUAAAGCGGGUGGAGAUUCGGCGAAAGUUAACUCAGCUGUGUAUAAAGAUAAAAGUAAACCAACUGAUAUUCGUCUCAGUAACAUAAAUGCCGCAAAAGCUGUCUCAGAUGCUAUAAGGACAAGUUUGGGUCCUCGUGGUAUGGACAAGAUGAUUCAAGCAGCCAAUGGUGAAGUAACUAUCACAAAUGAUGGAGCAACUAUCUUAAAGCAAAUGUGUGUCAUUCAUCCUGCAGCAAAAAUGCUUGUGGAGCUAUCCCGUGCACAGGAUAUUGAGGCUGGAGAUGGGACAACAUCAGUUGUCGUAAUUGCGGGUGCAUUGCUUGAUGCUGCUGAGAAGCUAUUGCAAAAAGGAAUUCAUCCCACUGUUAUAUCAGAUGGCUUUCAGAAGGCUUUAAAAAUGGCAUUGCAGGUUGUAGAAAGCAUGUCAACUCCAGUUGAUUUGUCGAAUGAGGAUGCAUUAUUGAAAGCUGCAGCAACGUCCCUGAAUUCAAAAGUUGUCUCCCAACACUCUACAAUACUAGCACCUAUUGCAGUUCAAGCAAUCCGUUCUGUAAUGGAGCCAAUUCCUGGAGGUGUGGGUGCUCGUGUUGAUUUGCGUGAUGUCAAGGUUAUUGAGCGUAUUGGAGGCACUGUUGAGGAUACAGAAUUAGUUCAAGGUCUGGUUAUUGCUCAUCGCUCAGCAAAUGUGAAUGGACCACAUCGUAUUGAAAAAGCUAAAGUUGGUCUUAUUCAAUUCUGCAUAUCACCACCCAAAACUGAUAUGGAUCACAAUGUCAUUGUAUCUGAUUAUGCUGCUAUGGACCGUGUUCUAAAGGAAGAGCGUCAGUACAUCUUGAACAUUGUUAAACAAAUCAAAAAGGCUGGAUGCAAUGUUCUGCUGGUUCAGAAAUCUAUCUUGAGAGAUGCCCUCAGUGACUUAGCUGUUCAUUUCUUGGACAAAAUCAAGACUAUGGUUAUUAAAGAUAUUGAGCGUGAGGACAUUGAAUUUGUAUGCAAAACACUUGGAUGUCGCCCAAUUGCAUCUCUUGAUCAUUUCACAGCUGAGAAUUUAGUAAAUGUUGAUUUAGUUGAAGAAAUCAAUGAACCUUUGGGGAAAUAUAUCAAGAUGACGGGCUGCUCCAACGGCGGGCGUACAGUUUCCGUAGUAGUACGCGGCACCAGCGGCGCGGUGACCGCCGAGGCGGCGCGUUCGCUGCAUGACGCGCUGUGCGCGGUGCGCUGCGUGGCGCGGCGGCCGGCGCUGUUGCCGGGCGGCGGCGCACCGGAAGCGGCAGCCGCCGCGGAGUUGACGCGGGCAGCGCUCGCCGCGCCCGGGGCGGACCACUACUGUCUGAGGGCGUACGCGGACGCGUUGGAAGUCAUUCCGUCUACGUUGGCUGAGAAUGCAGGUCUGAACCCGAUCGAGACGGUGACGGAGCUGCGCGCGGCGCACGCGACGGGCUCGGCGAGCGGCGCCGGCGUGAACGUGCGCCGCGGCCGCGUGACCGACAUGCGCCACGAGCACGUGCUGCAGCCGCUGCACGUCACCGCGUCCGCGCUCGCGCUCGCUACUGAGACCGUACGCGCUAUACUCAAGAUUGACGAUAUUAUCAACACAAUUAACUGAUGUGGCAUUUAAAAAUAUACACAUAGUAUUAACAAUAUGUUUU
Molecule: messenger RNA, 1769 nt
Organism: Zerene cesonia (dogface butterfly)
Lineage: Eukaryota; Metazoa; Arthropoda; Insecta; Lepidoptera; Pieridae
Gene: CCT4
Product: T-complex protein 1 subunit delta
Exons: 11
Coding region: 104-1726 (540 amino acids)
Biological process (GO): protein folding
Cellular component (GO): chaperonin-containing T-complex
Molecular function (GO): ATP binding; ATP hydrolysis activity; ATP-dependent protein folding chaperone
Source: RefSeq, a predicted model, not a curated record